Messenger RNA from Carica papaya (papaya), 744 nucleotides. Its product is annotated as uclacyanin 1. The record is from RefSeq and is a predicted model, not a curated record. Gene Ontology annotation, cellular component: plasma membrane. Lineage: Eukaryota; Viridiplantae; Streptophyta; Magnoliopsida; Brassicales; Caricaceae. Gene Ontology annotation, molecular function: electron transfer activity.
AUGGCAAUGAAGGUGAGGACAUUGACUAUCUUGGCUCUUACAGCCAUGUUGAUCGACUUAGCGGCAGCGACAAACUACGUCGUGGGUGGGACAAGUGGUGGGUGGGCCGUUGGCACAGAGUUGAAAUCAUGGGCUGAUUCUCAGUCAUUUUUGGUUGGAGAUAAUCUCAUUUUCCAGUACUCCCCGAGCCAUGAUUUGGUCGAAGUAACCAAGACAGACUUCGAUUCAUGCCAGCCAACAAAUCCAAUUCAGACUUACACAGACGGCAACACGGCCAUCCCUCUGCCAUCUCCGGGGAAACGAUAUUUCAUCUGCGGAACACCAGGACAUUGCAGUCAAGGAAUGAGGCUAGAAGUGGAGACUCUGGCAACCGCUACUCCUCCACCAACCAUCCCAUCUCCGGCAAGCCCACCGGAGUCAUCUCCUUCAAUUCCAUUGAUUACUCCUGUUUCUUCUCUAGCCCCCCAACAAGCUGAAGCUCCCACUCAGUUGCAGGUCCAGUCUCCUGUCAAUCCUGCAGCGCCAGAUGACUCGCCUUCUUCAAUCAGCUCUGUUCUUGAUGUUCCUUCCACUGGAGCUAACUCGCCUUUCGGUGGUGAUAUUCUGCCGCCCCCAUCUCCUUCGUCGGCAAACAAAUACGAAGCUGUAAUUGGUCUGAGCGUGAUGAUGAUAAUUCUGCUUCUUGGUUUAUGAGAAAUUUAUUGUGAAUUUUUAGUUUCUUUGUAUUCCAUUUACGGUCCUGGA